This is a messenger RNA of Penicillium diatomitis, 1827 nucleotides long. RefSeq lists its product as uncharacterized. The annotation marks the transcript as partial. Gene Ontology annotation, molecular function: protein binding. Lineage: Eukaryota; Fungi; Ascomycota; Eurotiomycetes; Eurotiales; Aspergillaceae. The record is from RefSeq and is a predicted model, not a curated record. The transcript is spliced from 2 exons.
AAUUGCAUUCAUUACCUGCUCAAAUCCGGCAUCAUGAAGUUUACGGAUCUUCCGCCAGAGAUCAUAUGUGAGGUGGUUCUACACCUUCCCACUGCAAAUGCAAUUGCUCGGCUGUCACAGACAUGCCGCCAGAUAUAUAAGGUCCUCAAAGCGGAAGAAACCCGGCUCUUUCGGGUAUUUGUGCAAAAUAAGUUCCCAUCAAUUCAGACCCCUCCGUUCUGGAAAGAUGCAGCAUGCGCCCUCACCUCCCGCUCACGCGCUCUGGAUCGACUAGGAGUCAUUGGGCGGUUCAUGAUUGUACCAGAGACGAUCACCCGUAUUGGACUCCAGGGGGAGACCCGGCAGGAUAAUCCUACACUGGGAUACAGACCCCCCAUCGACUCGUACGAGUUCUGGAAUGGCGAAUCCUGGGCAGCAAGAAAGGAAGUUCUGGCAUGGGGUGCCGGCGAAAAACUUCUGAUGCGAACCAGGCGAAGAGGAAAGCAGUGUUCAGACGAAUGGGUCUUGUUCAACGACGUUGACCAGCCGAGCAGUCACGAUGAUAUAUUGGGCCUGCACUUGUUGGACGCCGAGCAUGACAAGGGGAAAGAGACCGAAAACAUGAUCUUUGGACGAAGACGAGGGGAUCUUCGGCAUGUCGCACUCUCCUCACAUGGCACCUCCUAUGAAUACAAGAAGACCUUCCAUACUGAAGGAUUGGAGCUCAGCGAGACGGAUUUGUUCCGAGGAGCUGAUGGGCCUAUUCUUUGCGCUCAAUUUCUUCAAGGCACAACGGCAUUAUACCACGUGGAAAUACAGGAUGAGAUUGUCCAACCAUUUGCUUGGAUUCAACCAGAGCGUUCCUCUCGAGGCCGAAGUUCAAAACUUCUCUCCUCAACUCGGAUCGCCGUGGCUACCAUGGACGAAACGGACUCGCUGGUCAUAUCGAGAAUAAGGCCGGAUGGGGUAUCCACGGAAGAAACGAUCGGUUCCGGCAUCUUGGCUAUGGAUGGUCAUGUCCGGAAUCAUUACGCUCGCCACGCAAUCAGCGCCAUUGAGCCUCUCAAUAAUCAUCCCUUGGGGGGUCACUCAGGCAGUGUAUUCCUGGCAGCGUGGGGUGACAGAAUUGUUCGUCUCCAUGACCUCAGGUCGCCACGGCAAUAUGAGAUAGCGUACGAGGACCCAACCGACGACAACUCCGUGUACAGCCUCAAAGCCUUUGGUCACGAUCGAUUCAUAGUCGGCUCAGGCGGCAAUGCCCUGAUCAAACUAUUCGAUCUACGGUGUACGAAUUACAGCUAUCUGCAUGCUCAAGGCUCUCGCCCAAAGGCCCCUUCAAAUGCACCAAUCGCCCAUAACGAAGGGCAGUACCCAAGCAAAAAUUUCAACAUCUUCCUCUCCGCACCAUUACCGGCCAGCUUCUUCACCUCGCCGACGGCUCAGUCCCGUCGCCGCACCCAAGUUCGUCCGUACAGAGGCCCAAUAUACAGCCUGUCUACACCAUCGCCUUCUUCACCAACUGUUUACACGGGAGUGGCGGGGGGCCUGAUCCGGUUGGAUUUUGCAUCAACAGACGAUCUGACCGGACCGGCAAAGCAAUGGUACGAUCGGAAUCUCGAUCUCGGCCUCGACGAGGAUAUGACCCCAGGAAGUGGGACGGGAUUUUUCACUGUGGCUGGGUACGAACGACCCAGUCCAGAUGAUUUAACUACUACCUCGAAGCUGAGAAAGCAGCAAGAGACUUGGCAAGCACAAUAUGAUGAUGCCCACAAGGAUGUCAUGUCUGGUUGGGAUCGGCGAUGGGAGGCAUUGGAAAGACCUGGAGUUUGGCGGCGACAAGAUGGAUAG